Molecule: messenger RNA, 3015 nt
Organism: Lotus japonicus
Lineage: Eukaryota; Viridiplantae; Streptophyta; Magnoliopsida; Fabales; Fabaceae
Product: transcription factor bHLH157
Exons: 10
Coding region: 235-2625 (796 amino acids)
Biological process (GO): regulation of DNA-templated transcription
Molecular function (GO): DNA-binding transcription factor activity; protein dimerization activity
Source: RefSeq, a predicted model, not a curated record
AUUGGAAGUGAGAAGAGGCCAAAACCUUACAACAUUUCUGUUCAGUCAGAACUUGUCUUUCCUUUUUCUUCCUUAGACACCAUUUGUGUUCUGUUCUGUUCUGCUUUCACACUUGACAUUUCUCAUAGCUUGUUUCAAUUCACCAAUUAUUUUCUGUACUCAAGAUAUAUUGAGUGUAGUUGAACAACACUGUUUUCUCAUUGAUGUAUAGAUAACCAUUUAGUUGGUGUUAAAAUGACAAUGACAAUGGAAGUGUCUCAUAGUACUCUAAGGAAUAAGCUAAAGACUCUUUGUUCUUAUGAACAUGGCUGGUCUUAUGCAGUUUUCUGGCGUUUUCAUCCGCGGAAUUCUUUGAUGCUGAUCAUGGAAGAAGCAUACUAUGAAGAGGAAUUGGGAGAAGAUAUUGCACACGUGCUUCCACAAAUGCAUUUGCUGGGUGAAGGAAUUGUUGGUGAAGCAGCUUUUAGUGGCAAGCACAGUUGGGUGCACUCAGAUAGUCAAACCCAAGAAUGGAAUUUUACUGGGCAGAAUACUACUGAGGAUGAUUCUGGAUUGCAUCAACAAUUCUCCAAUGGGAUAAAGACAAUUGUGGUCAUACCUGUAAAAGCAUGUGGGGUGGUACAGUUUGGAUCCAAAAAGAAGAUUUUUGAGACAGUGGAUUUUUUGGAGCAAACACAAAGCCUGCUAAUGGAGAUAGAUGAUAAGGAUGUGCCUGAUGAUAUGUUAGGAAAUGAAGUUUUAUCACUGGAAUUUGAAAAUUUUGAUCUACAUGGUUUGCUUGAUUCCAUUUCAACUGAAAAUUCACAUGAUUGGAAUCUCCAAUAUCCUCAUGAUGAACACUUCAAUGAAUUGAGCAAAGUUUAUUCUUCUGCAAGUUCCAAUGACCCUUUCACUUCCCAAUUGAAGAUUGGGGAAGAAGGGAUGAUGACUUCAUGGCAAGGAGAUUCUUCUUAUCUUAGUGACCUAUUGAAUGAUCCCAUUGAAGAGAUUAAUGAUGUGCUUUUGAACAGCUUAAUUGACAAAAACCCUUGUUUUGAUUCAUGGAGUGGUGAAAUAUCCUCUUUUGAUUUGUUGGAGCAACAAUUGGCACCUGAAAUAGGACCACAAGAAGUUAUAGAUGUGUGUUUUGCAGAAGAAAAUGCAUUUUCUAGUAUCCAACUUCCAGUUCAAGAUUCAGCAUUGACCUCACUGAAUAACCAACAUUCUUCUAAAUCUAUUGUUGUGGCUGAUGUUAAUUUCCCAUUGAGUUCUGAUACCUUACAUGAAUUCUCUGAGAAUUUAGAGCCAGUUGAUAUGUCAGAAGAGUUUUUGAAGUUCAGUUCCAUGGAUGAUCUUUUCCAGUGGUUUGCUCCUUCUGCAACCCUUUCUGAAUCAAUAGAAUUUAACCCGUCUUCUUCUAUGGUUGGAAGUAGUUCAAGUGAUAUUCCAGUGGCAUGCCUAACUGGGAAUAAUUCCUUCGCCUCUACAAUCAACUCGAUCGGGAAAGAAACAUCUGCGGUUACACAUAGUUCUGAAAAUAACCUCUUGGAUAACAUGGAACUUGAUUUGAGCUUUGAUCAAGCUGAUCAAUGGUGGGGAAAUAUAAUAACACCAAUGGUCAAUGCUGCUCCUGAUUCUAGCUUUUCUCAAUGCCUAUCAGAAAUGAACAUAGGUACAAUGAGUAGCAACGGGAAGAGAUUAUUCUCAGAGUUAGGAAUUGAAGAGCUUUUGAGGGGUGAAUCAAGUUCCAAUCCUUAUAACAGUUCAGAUUUUGGGUAUGGAUUAUCAUCCAAUAAGAGGCAGUUAGUAGAACUUUCAGCAAUGAAUAGAAAUCCAAUGAGUUUUGCAAAUCUUGCUGGGAAUGAGGUUAGAGCAAACUUGAUGCAGCCAGUUUCUGACUUGGAAAAUUCAAGCAGCAGUCUUUUAGGCAAGAAAGAUACAUUCCUAAAAUCACAAGUAGGCAUGUUGAGUGAUGAUAGGCAUAGCAUUCAUAUUGGGAAAGAUGUUCCUGUCUCCCUCCAAAAGCCGAAGGAACACACGAAGCCCACUAGGAGAGGGGCUAGGCCAAAGGAGAGUACUCGGCCACGACCAAAAGAUCGCCAGCAGAUCCAAGACUGUAUCAAAGAGCUGAGAGGAAUCAUCCCCAGUGGUGGAAAGUGCAGCAUUGAUUCGUUGCUAGACCGCACCAUUAGAUACAUGGUUUUCUUAAGAAGUGUCAUCAAUUAUGCAGACAAGCUACAAGAACCCCAUGAGCCAAAGCUCAUUAACCAGGAAAAUGAAGAGGUUCCAAAUGAUAGUGGUGUUACAUGUGUAUUUGAAGUGGCAAAUCAAACUAUGGUGUGCCCAAUCAUAGUUGAGGACAUGAGCCAACCUGGGCAUAUGCUUAUAGAGAUGCUUUGUGAGGAGCAGGGUUUCUUCCUUGAGAUUGUUGACAUAAUUAAGGGAUUUGGGCUCAAUAUCUUGAAGGGAAAGAUGGAAUUGAAGAAGAACAAACAAUGGUCACGCUUUAUUGUCGAGGCAAACAGUCAUAAUGUGUCAAGGAUAGAUGUAUUUUGGUCCCUUCUCCAUCUUCUACAGCAAACAAACAGCUCUGGUGUUGAUUCUGCUAAUCAGCAUAGUAAUGUUAUUGGUACAAUCUUUUCUUAACCCGGUACCGGACACGGUUAUGACAGAGGCUCUUGAUUGAUUUCAGAGAUAUCUUGAGCAUGUAAUGGAUGUUCUGGAAGUGUAAAAGAAGAUCACCACCCAUUUCUUCAGGUUUUAGAAACAGGAUCCGAUUGUACAUAGAUGAUACUAGAUUAGGAUACACCUAAUUAGCAAAAACUAUAGAUGAUGUUGUGUCUAAGUUACUGCCUAAGUUAGGUGCAAAAUCAUUAUGAAAUUGCUGAUGAUCAGUGUUGGGUGAAUGCUUGUGAAAUGCAAGACAUGUUAAUGGAGUGAACCAGAUAAUUCAAUUGGGCUAACUAUUAAUAGCUCCAAUGUUCACUUUGUUUCAUUUUAUAAUAAUAAUAUUUCCAAAUAGAAGAUUGGUUUGGA